This is a messenger RNA of Vespula vulgaris, 2407 nucleotides long. RefSeq names its product putative protein FAM10A4. Lineage: Eukaryota; Metazoa; Arthropoda; Insecta; Hymenoptera; Vespidae. Gene Ontology annotation, molecular function: protein dimerization activity; Hsp70 protein binding. The coding region runs from base 205 to 1299 and encodes 364 amino acids. The transcript is spliced from 7 exons. The record is from RefSeq and is a predicted model, not a curated record.
AAGAACUUGGAUGAAUUUUAAUCAUAUACAGCUCAGUGACAAUAAAAUUGUGUUAGCAUAUUACUGGUCUAUAAAGGAUAAACAGAUUUGAAAAAGAGGAGAAAAUAUUCGCUGAAGAUACAAUAGGGCAAUUUGUCGUAGGACGAUUUAUCAGGAAAGACAGAUAUAUGCGAAAUUUGUUAGACAGAUAAGAAAGAUUGCAAAAUGUCAGUACCUAAUUUAAGUUUGGAACAUCUUGCCGAAGUAAAGGCCUUCGUCGAAUUGUGCAAGUUGGAUCCUUCGAUAUUAUGUAAACCAGAAUUUGCUUUUGUCAAAUCAUUAAUAGAGCAUUUUGGCGGUAAAGUAGAAGUUGCUAAAUCAAAAAGUGAAACUGAAUGCAAAAUUGAGGAAACCGAAACUAAACCACAAAUAGAGAGCGAAGAAAGUGAUUUGGAAUUAGAUAUGACAGGAGUUAUAGAACCGGAGACCGAUGCGCCACAAGAAAUGGGAAACUUUACCUUGCAACCGACAGAAGAAGAAAUUACAGAGUCUCAAGCGAAACGUUCGGAAGCUGUUUCAGCAUUUGUAGAGAAAGAUUAUGAAAAGGCUAUACAGCUUUAUACAGAAGCUAUUAUAUUAAAUCCACAGGCAGCACUUUUAUAUGCUAAACGUGGACAAAUUUAUUUACUAUUGAACAAACCUAAUGCGUGCAUUCGCGAUUGUGAUCGGGCAUUAGAAUUGAAUCCUGAUAGUGCAGCAGGUCACAAAUUUAGAGGACGAGCGUAUCACUUACUUGGAAAAUGGGAAGAAGCAGCGAACGACUUGAGACUUGCUUGUAAAUUUGAUUUUGACGAACAGGCGGACGAAUGGCUACGCGAAGCUACUCCAAAUGCCCGUAAGAUCGAAGAACACAAAAGGAAGAAAGAACGUAAACUCGAAGAAGGGUUGGGACAUGCGAAAGGAGAAAAUGUAAGGAAAGAGAAGGAGGAGGAGCCUACGAAGGGAACUGGCGAAAAGGGAGAUUUCUAUAAAUUCUUGAGCGAUCCGGAAAUGCUCGAAGGUUUUAUGGAUCCAGAGAUAUCCGUAGCGUUCAAAGAAAUUUACGAAAAUCCAACGAGCCUAUGGAAAUAUCAUAAAAACCCGAAAAUCGUAACAUUCAUCGAGAAAGUAGCCAAAAAAUUUGACGAUGGCACAGGUAGGCCUAAUUUAUCCGGUAUGAUGGCUGGUAUGCCAGGUUGUUCCGGUAUAAACGUUCAGCAAUUUACCGCACCAAAGCCCUCUCAACAACCUCAACCUCAGGACGAUGUUGGUCUUGACUAGAUUACGCAGCACAGAUUGAUCGCCAUUCGAUGAGGACAAGAACGGCAUCGAUGAAGGAGUCUCGAAACCGAGAAUGCUUUCUGCCCUGUUGUAUAACAUUAUUUUCAAGAUAUUUUCAUGUUAUUUUCGCGCAGCUCCACGUGUUUACCAUCGUUUUGUUGUUUUUCACUUACGAUUAGAGUUACUUGGAAUACAUUAUUUGUGAUGGACUUUGUCACGCUGCUUUGCAUGUACAUACCAUACUUGAUCGUCACUAUUAUGAUCUGCAUUAAUAUCUCAUUUAUCAGCCUUAUCACGUUAAAUCUAUAAAGUAUACACGUUGUAUUUACGAAAAAAUAUUUUUCAGUCAAACUCGAUAUAUGAAAGUUUUGCGUUUUAGGUUAAAAAUAUAAACGCGAUAAAAUAUGUAUAUUUCGUUUUAAACUUCAUAUUUUCUUUGGAAAAGGAAGGAACCUAUGAUCAUAAAAAAUAUUUUAUUAUAAAUAUUAAUCGUCUGAUCAUUAUACCUGGCAUGUCAUCUUUUUAACAACACUAAAUAAAUCGUGUGCAAUGUUAUUACGAUUUUCUAGGUAAUCGAGUCAUUAUGUUAGACGUAAUUUCUAUUUAAAACGCUUAAAUUUCGGUUUAACGUUCAAAUCAUCUUCGAAAUAUGUACACGUACAUAGCUAUAUCGCGCGAAGGAGAUUGAAUGACCGAAAUCAUUUGUAUAGUUUUCUUAAAAUAAUAAAAAUAUGGUAUUAUCCUAACAAUAGAACUGAAAUAACAUUAUGUAGAGAUUUAUAUGAAAUCAUUCUACAGGGAUAAUAUUAUCUAAACCAUUUCCUCUGAAAAGUUCGACAGAACUUUUGAACGUAUUUUUAAGAAAACGUAUCGAAACAAAUUCCAGAUAAAUACCGAGCCAAUCGUCGUUAACUUUGUUUCCUCUCCAUUUUCGAAGAUGGAGCAUGGCUCCUUUUUCUAUCUAUGCAUGUAUGUAUGUAGAAAUAGUUUUAAUGAAACAAAUAAAGCAAGUUGCGCUCUUCCGCAAGUAACGCAAAGUCUAAAUUUAUAUGAUCGAAUUGACGAUAACUAAGUGUACGCAAUAAAUAAAGUUGAUGUCAUCUACGUA